GGCAGGCUGUCUGGACAUGAGCACUGCAGUAGAGCAUGUUAGAUAUGGUACUGGUGGGAAUGAGGGGUGGAAAGUGGUCCUGCAGAAUGUAGGCAUUGGAGUGAUUUGCUCCUGCGGCCUUAGCUUGCGUGUGUGCAAAGGGGAAAUGACUGUCUAAUUCCAGAGAAAAAAAUGCUACAGCAGUGUUCCUUUUAAGGGCAAGAUGGAAUGGUGGAGCCUGAAGUUUCCAUGGUCACAGUGAGGGGAAGCUGGCAAGAUGAUUAUGCCUCAGCCCGGGGCCUAAGGCAGCUUGGUCCCCACCUCAAAAUGCUCCGUAGCCUCCACUGGGACAAGAGGGAUGAUGCACCACAAAAUGUACCUGGCAAAGCUGUCCUCAGUGGGGAGUAUUUCCGAGGAAGAGACCUGUGAGAAACUGAAAGGGUUAAUCCAGCGCCAAGUGCAGAUGUGCAAGAGGAACUUGGAGGUGAUGGACUCGGUGCGUCGGGGAGCCCAGCUGGCCAUUGAGGAGUGCCAGUACCAAUUCCGUAACCGUCGCUGGAACUGCUCCACGCUAGACACCCUGCCGGUCUUUGGCAAGGUAGUGACACAAGGGACACGGGAAGCAGCGUUUGUGUAUGCCAUCUCCUCAGCGGGGGUGGCCUUUGCAGUGACUCGAGCCUGCAGCAGUGGAGAGCUGGAGAAAUGUGGCUGUGAUCGGACUGUGCAUGGUGUCAGUCCUCAGGGCUUCCAGUGGUCUGGCUGUUCUGAUAACAUCGCCUACGGAGUGGCCUUCUCACAGUCUUUCGUUGAUGUCCGGGAGAGAAGCAAAGGCGCCUCCUCCAGCAGGGCGCUCAUGAACCUCCAUAAUAAUGAGGCUGGAAGGAAGGCUAUCCUGAACAACAUGCGGGUAGAGUGCAAAUGCCAUGGUGUGUCAGGCUCAUGCGAGGUGAAGACCUGCUGGAAAGCAAUGCCUCCCUUCCGCAAAGUGGGCAACAUGUUAAAGGAGAAAUUUGAUGGGGCCACAGAAGUUGAGCAGAGAAAGAUCGGCUCCACCAAAGUCCUGGUGCCAAAAAACUCCCAGUUCAAACCACACACGGAUGAGGACCUGGUCUACCUGGACUCCAGCCCUGACUUCUGUGAUCAUGACCUAAAGAAUGGGGUCCUGGGGACCAGUGGCCGGCAAUGCAACAAGACUUCCAAAGCUAUUGAUGGCUGUGAGCUUAUGUGCUGUGGGAGGGGCUUUCACACAGACGAAGUGGAGGUGGUGGAAAGGUGCAGUUGCAAGUUCCACUGGUGCUGCUUUGUCAAAUGUAAACAGUGCCACCGAGUGGUAGAAAUGCAUACGUGCCGGUGAUGCCGGGAUGGUAGCUCCCCUCUAUAACUGACCCUUCCUCUCCCCUGCCUGUUGCCCAGGACUGGAGGAGGUGAUCCAGACGCCUCAAGGAGAGGGUUGUGUAAAGAGACACCGAGUGCAAGAGAAAGAUAUUUAAAGUUCCAAAAGUGAUUGUUGUAUUUUUGCCUUUAUUUAUUGCCGAAGCCAGAGCCCUCCUGAACUGCAUGUGCUGGAAGAGUCGCACAUGCGCUCGAUGCUGCUGCUGGGCUGGGGCCAGGCAAGGGACCUUUGUGGCGCCUGCCCCCAAGAACCUGCCUCCGUCAGACGAACUCCCACUGACUGGCCAAUGGAGCAUUUCGGUCCGCGUAGAUUUUAAACUGAAACAAAACCUAGCGUUAGGCACUUUUAUAUUGGUCUUUUAUAUUACAGCUACUUCAGACUAAAAACAAACCGCAGGCCUGGCCCGAGGCUCCCGGAGUUUUUGUUCUCGUAUUGGCUAGUUCUGUACCACAUGUCAGGAGAAGAGAGCGGGCAGAGCAUCCCAAGCUGCCCCGGGGAUUGUGCUAUUGCCAGAAACUCUGCUGCUGAGCUGCUGGGACCAGCUGAUUCCACAGACCAGAGAUCUUUGUGCAGAAGUUAAAAUGUGGGGAAGGACAAAACUCGUGGUCUGGUUCCAAGCCCCUGGCUUUUUCUUCCUGUUGUUAUGUGGUAGGGUUCUCCCUUUGGGUCUAAGCCACUGGAAGCGGUGAGGGACGCUGUCCACCACAGAAGCAGGAGUCAGGAGAACAGAGACCCAACUGCACAGAAGCUACUUCAUCCAAGGUGGAAUCUGCUUCCCCAACAGCCCCCCAUGUGCCAUGAGCCCAUAUCUACUCUUGCUGUUCAGCUCCAACCGCCCUGUGAGGCUGGCGGCCUGUCAUCUCUUCCCAUUCCCAGCUAAUGCCUGUUGUGGUAGCAGCCUCUUACUUAGAAAUAAAGAAAAAAUAAUCGUGCUGAUGAGUAAGUCCAUGAGCGCUUCCCAGGCCCCCCCACCCCCUCCAUAGCCUUCACCCACAACACAGCCCUUAGCCCAGCCUCACCAACACUGUUGCAAGCUUCACCCCACGCCUUGCACACUUCCUGCCCCCGAACCCCUGCCUAGUCCACUGCAACCGUGGUGCCUCCUGGGCUCCUGACCUCAGAUGUCUGAGCUCCUCUGGCUGCCAGGCCAACCCACAGCCUCCAGGCCACAUGUACCUGGGGCUGCUUAAAGUAAUGGUCCCUUUCCUCUUACAGCCUUUGCCUCAUUGUGGGCUCCUGCCCAGCCUAUUAACCACCCUGGUCUCCUCUCUCCACACCUCUUCCCAGUAAAGCUCGGUCCUGAGCCCAGCCAUGUCCACCCCUCCCCCUGCCCUCUGCUUCAUACAGGGCUCUGCUCCUCCUCCACAGCCUGGAAACCACAGAGGGCUCCUAGCCCCACCCCCAUCCAUUACCCCACAGAUCAGGCCUGACCCCAGCAGGUCCGGACCCUCCCCCCAACUUUUGCCACAGGGCCCUGGCCUGACCCCAGCAGUGUUGGCCUCCCCUCUGCUGCUCCUUCCCCCACACCCCUGAGAUGCCCCCAGACAUCUUAUCCUGAAGCCCAUGUGGAUCUGCUGAGGUCACUAGGUGCUGCAGCACAGAAGCUGCAGCCUGGACCAAUUGUCUGCAAAGGGACCCAGGUUCUGGGUGCUGCAGGAGCAGCCAGGACCCAGCUAGGUUGGAGCAGCUCCCAGGGCUGCUUUGCUGCCAGCCUAGCUAGAGGCAGGCUGCUGCUGCUACACUCUCAUACCCUCAGUAAACAUCCUCCUGUGGCCAUUUCCCCAGCACUCUGCACUGAGAGCUGUGCUGGGGGAAGGAUAUGGCCCAGCUAUGCUGGAGCUAUUCCCUGGGGGCUGUUUCUAUCCCUUUCCAACACCAGAGCAGCAUAAUGGGGCCUUAUAGGGGUCAGAAUCUGCCCAAGCCUUUUAGCAGGAAGUCACUUGAGAUUUCUUCAGUUUUUCCAAUUGCUGCAUCUGCAUCCCCGGUCCCCGUCUGCAGGGUCUCGGAGACCUGGCCUCCCCCUUCACACACUGUCUCUGCUCCCCGAGGGGCCCAUUCUCCCUGGCCUCUCCGAUGAGGACUCUGGAAAGAGGAAUCUGGAUGUGUUCGAUGUGGCCAGAACCACAUCCAUGCUCAGCCUUUGGGUCGUAGGAGGGUGGAGUGAUUUCCAAGGAGGGGGAAAUGUUGCUGGAGUAGUACAUGCAUGUUGGCCUUUGCCUGCUGCUGCUGUCCAGCCCUAAACGCAGGCACUGCAGAGGGGACAAGGGGCACUGGGCUGUCCUUACUGGCAACCAUUUGCUUUACAAACAGCAUAAUGAAAUGAACACACCAGGCGCCUCAGUUUGUCUUAAGGCAGAGACCUGAAUGCUCCUCCUCCCCCUAGCCUUCACCUUGCAGCCGGGCUGGCUACGCUCUCUUUCCUUCCUCCCAGGGUUAGGGUAGUACAGAGCCCUUGCUGCCGCUCUAGAGAGUGAAAUAUUUGGAGAAUUAAUAAGCCAUGGGGCACUGAGGGGAGGUGGCACGUGAAACAAUCUCCCUCUCACCUAGUGAUGUGCAGAAGGAAAAGGUGGAAAAAGCAGAUUAAUCCCCAAAAUCAUGCCUCCAGGUGAGCGAGAAAUCUGCUGUUGGUAGAGACCAAGGCAGGACCCUGUCACUUGCUAACAGCUCUUCCCCUGCUAGCUGAAUGGAAAACUCUGUGCUGAUGGUGCCAACCCUCCAUCUCGAUGGAGUGUGGCCAGACAGACUGUCGUUCCCAAUCCAGAAAAGCCCGGACUCUUCUGCUUGCCCUUGAUCCAUUCUCUUUAAGAGAGAGACAGAGGUUUAAGAGCUGAAUCCAUGCAGACCUUAGGCCUAUAUUUUUUCCCUCUUCUUCCCCUUAAAGAAGAGAGGGGAAAGGUUAGAGGGAAAGGCAGACAUACAUGAAAUCCCGUCUGUGCUAUGGCAGUGAUGGGACGGGGGAGCGGCUGUGGUCGUUGGAAGGACUCCAGACACCGUCCGGCUGGAACUUUUCUGACAACUGACUAGGCGCAGCAGCAGAUGCUCCUCCAGAGGCUGAACUGUGUGCCCAGAAUGGGCCCCUGCUCACUCUGCAUGCUACACUUCCACUUUCUGCGCAGUGUGGGACAAGAAAGGACCCCAUGGAGUGAAGCCACCCAGUGGGGCAGAAGAUCACUUCUCCCUUCAGCCAACUCCACUGUAACCUCUUGGUUUGUCUUGUAACAGCAGAUUGCUUCCGUGCCCUGCGGAGGGGCUAAGCAGCAGCCUGCAGCUCCAUUGCCAUCCCCCAGUAAGUGCAGGCCUCCUAAAGGCAAAGAAGAAACUUCACCUGGUGGACUCAAGCCCCUUCCAACCUGGAACGCAGCACCUCUUGCACCAGAUCAUUCACUCUGAUCUAAACAGGAGCCAUUAACUUGAGCAACGCCAGCUCUGUCCUGCACUGCAGGAGUGAUUUCUGUUCUGCACCGCUUUGGUUUACAUAUGCUAUGAUAUUGAAUCACCUUUUGCAGGUAUCUGGGCUUUAACUCCCAUGUCAAGCUGCUGCCUCAAUUCUCUGGGCUCCAGUGUGUUAAGACUGUGAGUUCUCAAGUGCCUUGAAGAUUCUUUCUACUAUUUCCCAGCUAAUGCAGUGGGGGCCGCUGACCUCAGGACGUUGGCCAACUUUUCUGCUCGUUGUCCAGCUAGGCCGAGGGCCAAAGCUGAACAAGACAAUCCAGAUCAGUGUGGAGAUAAUCUCUCUGCACAGGGUUUUUUCAAACUGCGAUGAAAGCUGAUCCCUGGAAAUGUCACCCCCGAGGUCCCCUGGCUCUGCAGCUCUCUGGCGCGUCUCACAAUUGUACAUUUCGGCACCAGCACAGCACCGUUGCCUUUUUCUGAUUUACUUUGUCUUUUAAAUGAUGAUUUUGUGCUAAAUUAGCGUAGGGCGUCCCCUCCCUGCCCCCACCAGUAAUGGAGCUGCACUGUACUAUGUAAAACUAGUGCUCUCUGCAAACAGCCCUUCCUGGCUGUUCUGAUGUGCUGAGAUUCCUGCAUUUAGAAGGGGAAGAACCCCUGUGUGGGUGAGGUCCAUCUCAUUGAAAUGCCUGGAAGGAGGGGCCUUCAGCUGUCACUUGAUGAGCAUCCCAGGGGAGGACCUGCCUGUGUCUCACACAUGAAUAUUCUGGAGGUCGGGGAGGAUCCUGAUCUUCAGGCUAGUGGCUGUCUCCUCUAGAUACUCCCAUCAUGGAUGUUCAGUCUGGACCUCUCAUCAGUGCGAAUUCGGUGUCUGUGAUCACAAGUGCACUCACAUCCUCCUGUUACCAGAGCGCCCCCCCCCCCCCCCGUGCUUUACAAAGGCAGGUGGGUCUUAUCCCUGCUUUACAGGGGGAGAAACUGAGGCACAGGGCAGCAGUGACUUGCUGCACCUGGGAACAGAACCCAGUUAUCCUGACUGUUAAUCUCCUGCCUUAACCACUAGACAGGCUGCAAGCUCAAGAGCAGCACAUAGCUUAAAUCUCGGUAACUCUGCAAUGUCGUCUUGUCAAGAGCAUAGGGCUAACGAUCAGUUUAAAACAGUCCAACCUUCUCAGCCCACAGGCAGGGUCCCAGCCGAUGCUUUGCAGAGUCUCUGCCCUACUCCCCACCCUUUGUGCUACACAGGCUGGCAAGGGAGCCAGAAACCCCACCCCUGCCUCCUGUUAGGGAGUCCCUGGGUGUGGAAAAGUCCCCAGCUGGGAGCGUAGAGCCAGUGCAUUUAGCUCUGACAUCUCCAGCCCUUGGUGUAGGCGCCAUUGGCUCUAGAGGUAGGGUGGGGGUGGCUGGAGUGCACGGCCCUCUACCCAUCUCCAGCUAAUUCAGUCUCUUGCUGCUCUCGUUUGUGCAGGGGCAGAGAUCCAGGGGCCAGAGCUAGGUGCUAGUUCUUGACUUCUGCUUUUCUCUUCCCCUGGGGUGACCUGGAUGGCUGUUGGGGAGGGAUCCCAUCCUGUGCGAGGGGCUUCCCUACGCUCACGGGAGCCAGUCAAGCUGCAAUGCAGAUGGGGGUCGGGGAGGCAGUGCUGAGCAGGUUGUAGCGGGAAAGGGGCAGCAGCUGUCCCGUGCACUCCUGAGAUGCAGGGGAGGUCGUUUUGGAGGUGGUGCCCAUAGUUUCUUCCUGCAUCAACAGGGCUGAUUCCCAUGCGGCUCAGGGCUUUGCCGUCAGCUCAGAAUCAAACACAUAUUAGCUCUUUAGCCCGGUUGUCCUGUGGGCCAUGAGUUGGGAACCCCACCGGAUUUGAAGUGAGCACUAAGGCCAGAAUUUUCAAAAGGGCUGAGUAUCUGCAAUCGGGUCCAGAUUUUUAAAGGCACAUUGGGUGCUGAGGGCUUGAAAAUGGCUUCCUUCUGUGGGUCCCUGGUGUCCACGGUAACGAUCUGCCAAGCUCCCUCAAAUCCUGAGAUGUGGUAAUUCCUGUGCUCAGAGGGACGUGAGGAGGCCUGUUCCCAUAAACCAGAGAACCGGCCCAAGGAGUUAUUGCUCCCUGCAGGCACGAGGCCACCCAGCUCCUUCCCUUGCAUGAGUGUCUUUGGGCCUCUUUUCAGGAGACAUUUGGCACAAAAUCCUUGGCUGUUUACUGAGGCCGAGCCCUAGGCAAUUGGAAGCUGUCAUUACAUGGGAUCCUUACACAUAAAGAACUAGCCCCAGAGCAGUGUUCUUGUUCUACCUCUCUUCAUACGAACACCUGGGCAACAGCACAGAUGAAUCCUCCCAAAACCAUGGCAUUUCUUGAGCCUCGGGCAUCUGGGAACAGGCUCUGUUAUCUCCAUACACAGGCGGAGCAGUCUGUCAGGGCUCAGGUUCUGGAUGUCCCCAUGAUCAGCAUCUCUGAUCGACACUGUCAAAUACGUACAUAACCCUGGAAAGAUGUCAACCUGUGCUGCCCCAGGCCAAGGUCUCUGUGUGUCACAGAAAUGUAGCUAGAAACCACUUCCCAUGUGUGUUCCCCCGUGCCCUGGCUGUCUGGCACGGAAGCUGGGUUGCUGUAGGAUAUUGGAUGCUGCUAUCCCAAACUGUGUGGUACUCUGACUAUUAUUUUUGAAUUUUAGUGUCCUAUUUUUAUACUAUGUAAUUGGCUGUAAUGUUUCCAUCACAUAGUUUGACUCACAUUUUGGUGGCAUUCACUAUAAAAAUGAUUACUUCUUGCAUUCUGG
Molecule: messenger RNA, 7531 nt
Organism: Mauremys reevesii (Reeves's turtle)
Lineage: Eukaryota; Metazoa; Chordata; Testudines; Geoemydidae
Gene: WNT4
Product: Wnt family member 4
Exons: 5
Coding region: 338-1333 (331 amino acids)
Biological process (GO): multicellular organism development; cell fate commitment; canonical Wnt signaling pathway
Cellular component (GO): extracellular region
Molecular function (GO): cytokine activity; frizzled binding
Source: RefSeq, a predicted model, not a curated record